AUGGCCGCUUUCUAUCCCUACAAUGAUACGAGCCUCGACCAACCCCAGAGGGACUACCUAAUGAAGCUGGCUGGUUUUGCUGAAGAACAAAAUCUCGAUGAGGAUCUGCGAGGAUAUGUCCGGGCCAUCACGAUUGCCUUUACGGUGUUCGCCGCCUUUGUAGUUGGCUUACGGUUUCUGGCGCGCCAUCUCCAAGCCGCAAGAUAUCUCAUCGACGACUAUCUUAUGCUAUUCGCGCUGGUCUUGCUCGUGGGGAACAUGAUCAUGAACCUGAUUCUUGUGGACCAUGGAAUUGGUCUACACUCAGGCCGAUUGACAUUGCCAGAGCUUCAAUUCCUCGAUCGCACCAUGAUCGGGGCCGAAAUUCUAUACGUCAACGGCGUGAACAUGUAUAAAAUUGCGCUGUUAUUCUUGUACUUGCGCAUCUUUCCCAUGCGUGAAGUGCGUAGAGGUGCUUGGAUCUGCGGCAGCUUGACAUCUUUAUGGACGCUUGCUUGCGUUAUCGCGGCCUCGAUUCAAUGCCUCCCUUUGAAUACGCUGUGGGAGCCUUGGAAGCCUGGCACGUGUAUCAACCUGUUUCUCACUCAGCUCUGCAUCGCUAUCCCGAGCAUCAUUGUGGAUAUUGCGAUCCUCUAUCUACCGAUUCCUCACGUCUUGAAGCUCCAGAUGAACCGAGCUCAAAGAAUCCUAGUCUUGUUCACCUUCUUACUCGGCAGCUAUGUUGUCUUCACUAGUAUCUAUCGUUUCCGCAUCUUUUUAUUCUUCACAAAGGACGAUUCGCCAUAUACCCUUGCCCAAGGACUCGCUUGGAACAUUAUCGAGAUUAGUAGUGGAAUUGUGUCGGCAUGUCUACCAACUUUGGGUCCUAUCGUUCGCAUCUUAUGGAAGGGUCUCCUCGACUCGGCCCAGCGAAGUGGCCUUGACAAGUACGGCAGAUCGUCAGCCAACAAAAAGUCCGCAGGAAGGUCAGCAGGUAUGACCAUUGGUGGGGGACGGUCUGGAACCGCCUCCCACGCAAGAGCAGCGUCGAAGGACUGGUCAAAGUUCUCUGAAGGCCAAAACGACAAGUCCGGUCUGCGAGAAGAGGCCAAGUACGGUAUCGGUCUUAAGACAAUGGGAGGAGAUGACGCCAGCAGCUCGCACAGCUCCCGUGGCUCGAACGACAUCGAAUUAAUGCCCCAGAGCAAGAGCUCUGUGAGUGUCACAGUGAGGAGUCCUGGAAGGGCAAAUUUCGCCGAAAAUGAUGAGGGCCCAACGGCUAAAGAUCAUUACCACGGGACGAAACUCUCGAAACGCAAUGGACCAAGCUACCCUCAUCACGACAACAGAAUCUGGCAACAUCGCGAGGUAGAAAUAACAACGGAACCUGUUGAGCCGGAAUCAAUGUUACCUGAGCCUAACAGGAAAAGAACAUCGGGAGUAUUAUGA
Molecule: messenger RNA, 1428 nt
Organism: Colletotrichum truncatum
Lineage: Eukaryota; Fungi; Ascomycota; Sordariomycetes; Glomerellales; Glomerellaceae
Source: RefSeq, a predicted model, not a curated record